CUUGCUCAACAGCCGGUAACAAAUCAUUGUGCAGAACAAAACAGUCCAACCCAAUAUGUACCAGGAAGUUUCGUAAGGUGGUAGAGGGCCCGAGGAACUAAAGUCAUGACAGUGGCACGAUUGGUACAACCGCUGCAAUGGUACCGGUUCCACUUACACGGUGCGGCCAAGCUCCACUGCAGUUCGCGUCGCCUGGCAACCGCAAUUCCCUUGUCACCUUGACAUUUCAUCCACGACGGACCAAAACACGCCUUCGAAGAACGACAUCAUGUCCGAGAUGGAUGCUGAAGUCGCCAACGACAUCCUGGCCAGGGUCGCCCUGGAUGGUUCUAUGGACUAUUCGUGCUGGCCCAAGUUGUUGCCCAUCGUAGUCUCGCGCAUCGAGAAGAUCGCCCACACUGAAUUCCCCAUCCCCGACAUUCCUUCGCCCCAACCGCCCGCCCGACCUUCGUCCUCGCGCUUCCUCACCCCGCUCCCCUCCUCGUCCGACCCGAUCGAUACGCCGCUCAGUUCGCAAGAGACCAAGAACAAGGAGAACGAUGCCCCAACGUCAGCGCCACGCCCACCUGCUGGCGACCAUGUUGCUUCCUCGCCGCCCAAAGCGCCCUCGCCAAACCCCAAUGCGACGACCGAGGUGUCCCAGGCACAGCAGCCAGUUCUUCCUGUCCCCGUGGCCGAAAUGUUGAACGGCGUUACAUCCCACCUGACUGCCAACUUCCCCGACUACCCGCCGCAUACCAUUCAGCGCCUCGCCGAGCUGGUCCUCAAGCCGCGCCCUCAGUACAGGAGCGUAGUAGGCUACCUGAAUGCGCUUGACCGCGUUGUCCACGUCACCAGUGGAGCAAACCUAUACCCAUUACCGCCCGCGAUCCCAGACCUGAGCGGUAUGAUGUCCAACGGAGGUCCUGUUUUGGACAAGGGCGCUCCCAGCCUUUCCGCGGCGAACAAUAUCGGAUCUGACGAGGCCCUGGGCGGCGCGCUGCUUACCCCCAUCCCGUGGUUGACUCGAAGAGCAAACGGCGACGGCGGUGACGACGACGGAAGCAUAAGUGACGCAGGCAGCUCGUCACCCUUAUCAGCCAGCGGGGCGUCCGACCCCAACACGCAGCACGAACAGCAGCAGCGAGCUCUCGCGCAGCAGUACAGCCACAUCACCUUCGCCCAGAGCUCCGUGAGUCCACAGGUUCGCAAGGAGAGCACCGAGAUGAUUGAGGGCCCCAACGGCAUGGGAAGCAUAGAGACGGUAUCGAUCUCGGUCAACGGGAUUCCCUCUAUCGGAGCUGGCGGUGGCCUGCUGGGCCUCUCGCAGCAGCCACAGCGGGGCGUCACACAAGGAGAGUUGCUCAGGCAGGAACAGCGCGCGGGCGUUGUGCCCGUUAGUCAGGUUGCUGGCGGGAACAACGACAACAACACUGCCCAGGGCUACACGGCUGCUCAGACUACGCCCCUCAGCGCUGCCGCUCCUGGCGAAGGUCUUUCAGCUACUGCUACUACAGGUUCGUCCGUGGACGAAGACAUUGUGAUGGGUGAGAACUCGGAUCAUGAGGAGGAACCGGAAGAGGAGGUGCCCCAUGCUCGUGGUCCGCAGGAGAUCGGACCAGAGGAUACCGGGCCCCAGAGCGCGAGGAGCAGCAUUGUCUUGUCACAUACGGGUGAAGUGGACAUGAGUGCGCUUGACGUUGAGGCUGCUGUAGGUAGGAGGUUACAGUCACCACCAGCAACAGAAGCUAGUAGGAGUGCGCAAGCAGAUGGCACGACGACGACGGCCACCACCGCUUCAGAGAGCGGCAGCUGCGAUGCAGAUAACUCAGUCCCACCAAGCCCUAAGCGAGAGGCGGAGCACGAUGAUUCGGAGCUCGACAGUACGCACAAGAGACAGCGAACGGAGGAUAAGGCUGGCACAAACACGGCGGAGGCUAGCAGCUCGACGACAGAAGUCACAAAACCCGAUAGUUCCGAAGCGGCAAAAGAGGAGGAGGUGACUGCAGCAGGAGAGGAGGAGCAAGCGGAAGGAGGGGAGCCGUCAAAUCAACAGCAAGCGGAAGCUAGAGAAGAGCAACCAAAGUCUUCCUAGUAUGAGAGAACGUUGACUCUGCUGGGUCCUCUCAACAGAGGAACAUAUCUCUUCCGAAGUCGUAGAAGAUAAUAGUCGACAGUAAUCAGGAAGGGAAGAGGUUGGAUGACACAAGCGACAUGUCUGGUUUACUUGAUUUGAUAGUUUAGCUACCUGUAUCAGCGGCAUAGGACAUUUGAGAUAUGAUAUAUGGACUACCGAACACACACCAACACUCCGAGCCGUUCAGCGUG
Molecule: messenger RNA, 2307 nt
Organism: Neurospora hispaniola
Lineage: Eukaryota; Fungi; Ascomycota; Sordariomycetes; Sordariales; Sordariaceae
Exons: 3
Coding region: 269-2074 (601 amino acids)
Cellular component (GO): nucleus; protein phosphatase 4 complex; cytoplasm
Molecular function (GO): protein phosphatase regulator activity
Source: RefSeq, a predicted model, not a curated record